UUGUUCCACCUUUAUUCAUGUCUUAUAUCGGAUGUGCUUUGUAUUAUCCAAGGCUGGGUUUGUAGCAAAAGGAGAGGGAUCAUUUGAGGAACCCUCUAUGGUUACCAAAUCACCGAAUUUGGGAUUGACUCCUUCCAGCUGCUCUGAGCUCUUUGCUGGUUCGCCUCAAUGUACCCAAAAGGAAUCAAGUGUUGUUGACUUGGGAGCUGAUGAAGAUGCUAAGUGUCCUCUCCUCAAGAGAAAGUCUGCUGAUGCUGUGGUGGAUAAGUUAAAUGAAGUGGAUAGUUCUAAAAAUUCAUGUGAUGAAGUUGAAGAAAGUGAAGAAGUGAAUAGUGUUGCCAAAUUUUUUUUUGACAAGGAGUAUAUGGUUGCCAUUAAUCAAGACUCUAUUGAUGCUGAGAAAGAUGUGAAGCCUUCAUUGAAGAGGUUGAGAAGAUCUUUAAGGCUGCAAUUUGAUGAAGCUGAUGAGCCUCGUGGCUUGGGGAACGAUAGCUCAUCUGAACAUGGGGUUAAUUGA
Molecule: messenger RNA, 517 nt
Organism: Arachis duranensis
Lineage: Eukaryota; Viridiplantae; Streptophyta; Magnoliopsida; Fabales; Fabaceae
Exons: 3
Coding region: 32-517 (161 amino acids)
Source: RefSeq, a predicted model, not a curated record